Messenger RNA from Talaromyces atroroseus, 1443 nucleotides. RefSeq lists its product as hypothetical. The coding region runs from base 1 to 1443 and encodes 480 amino acids. The transcript is spliced from 6 exons. Gene Ontology annotation, molecular function: aromatic-amino-acid:2-oxoglutarate transaminase activity; L-2-aminoadipate:2-oxoglutarate transaminase activity; pyridoxal phosphate binding. Gene Ontology annotation, biological process: aromatic amino acid catabolic process; L-tyrosine biosynthetic process. NCBI's taxonomy places the organism in Eukaryota, Fungi, Ascomycota, Eurotiomycetes, Eurotiales, Trichocomaceae. The record is from RefSeq and is a predicted model, not a curated record.
AUGCUUUUGAACCCCGAAUCAACCCUCCUCGACUCCAGCGGAGUUCCGCUUUGGCGCAAACAGGAUGUGAGCGCCUUUCAACAAUCAGAAGCCACUAGCAGUAGCGACUUGUUUAAGAGCAAUGAACCAGGCAUGAUUUCACUGGGUGCCGGAGCCCCAUCAAGCUCUUACUUCCCCUUCAAUGAGGUUGAGGUUAAAGUCUCCAAUUCUCCAGGGGAGGCAUCCGAGUCAACCAUCCACGUGGGCAAAGACGACUUUGAGCCCGGAGUCAAUGAGUACAGCCUGGACGUCGCUCUCAACUAUGGACAGGGCACUGGAUCUGCACAGAUGCUACGCUUCGUCACGGAACAUACCGAACUCAUCCACAACCCCCCCUACGCCGACUGGCAAUGCUGUCUAACAGUCGGCAGCACAUCCGCCUGGGAUUCCACGCUCCGCAUCUUCUGCGAAAAGGGCGACUACAUCCUGAUGGAGGAAUACACCUUCUCCACCGCGCUGGAAACAGCAUUGCCCAUGGGCAUAAACGCCGCCUCCAUAAAAAUGGAUGACCAAGGUCCCAUCCCCUCUGCCCUCGACCAUCUCCUUUCCACCUGGAACAACGCAGACAACCAGCGUCGCCAUGGCGGUGCCCGCAAGCCGUUCCUCCUAUACACCGUGCCUACAGGCCAAAAUCCCACCGGCGCAACUCAACUUCUCGAGCGGCGCAGGGAUAUCUAUCGAGUUGCCCAGAAACAUGAUCUUAUCAUCGUCGAGGAUGAGCCGUAUUACUACCUCCAACUGCCGGCAUACCAUAACACAAACCAGGAAGUGAAAGUGGACAAUCCUCGCCAACUCAUCCCGUCGUAUUUAAGCCUCGACGUCGACGGACGAGUCCUGCGCCUUGACUCACUAUCUAAAGUCCUCGCACCAGGCUGCCGCACAGGCUGGGUAACAGCAUCACAACAGAUAAUCGAUAAAUUCGUGCGACAGAACGAGAUCUCGGCGCAGAAUCCCAGCGGGUUUUCGCAGGUGAUUGUGUACAAGCUUCUGAACCACCAUUGGGGCCAUACGGGUUUCGCGCGGUGGUUGGAGGGGAUACAAUCCGAGUAUACAUGGAGACGGGAUACGCUUCUUCGAGCAUGCGAUGAGUUCCUCCCUGGGGAUAUUGCGAGGUGGAGUCCUUCGCAGGCCGGGAUGUUUCAAUGGAUUGAAAUUGAUUGGAAGGCACAUCCUUUAUACAAAGCUGGCGCCGACCAUGGCACAAUUCAACGUGCGAUAUUCGCAUCUGCGGUGCAGCAAAAGGUUUUUCUGACGCAGGGGAGCUUCUUCUGGUGUGAUAGCAGUGCACCGGAGAGUCGAAUGUUCUUUCGCGCGACCUAUGCUUCGGCCUCGCAGGAGAAUUUGACAGAGGCGGCGCGAAGAUUUGGCGUGGCACUGAGAAAUGAAUUUCAUUGGUACGAUUAA